Syngnathus typhle (broad-nosed pipefish) is the source of this 3159-nucleotide messenger RNA. RefSeq lists its product as uncharacterized. The coding region runs from base 122 to 1372 and encodes 416 amino acids. The record is from RefSeq and is a predicted model, not a curated record. NCBI's taxonomy places the organism in Eukaryota, Metazoa, Chordata, Actinopteri, Syngnathiformes, Syngnathidae. Gene Ontology annotation, biological process: cell division. Gene Ontology annotation, molecular function: protein binding. The transcript has 12 exons.
GUCUUCGCUUUGCGCAUGCGCAUCACGUAAAGUUUUUAUGCAUCGGCUUUCCAUGUGUUUUGUUGGAGAAUCUGCUCUUACAGUCCAAAUUGUUGAAACAUAAGGCAUCGUAUUCCUAAUUAUGGGAGGGCAGGCAAAGGCUAAAAAGAAAAACAAAGCAAAGAAGAAAGAAAAUCAACCAAGCAAUGAUACCGGCAUAGUGGGCUUGACACCUCAGGAGAGGAUGAAAGUGAGAAUGCAUGAAAAGGCAAAGAAGAAAACAGCUGCCAAGUACUCUGUUGACCAAUUACUAGAAAAGACUGAAGAAUGCAUGGACAGUUUUGACUUUGAGAUGGCUGGACUCUACUGUCAGCGUGCCCUGGAUGUGGAGUCCACAAACCUCCAAGUUCUUGACAUGCUGGGACACAUCUCCUUAGAGCUUGGAAACACCGAGAAAGCUAAAGAAGUUUUUCUGCGGGCUGUGGAGCUCAGCCCAGAUGUAGGUCACAGUAAGUAUAUGUACCUGGGACAGCUCCACACAGGUCAGGAAGCUGUUGGCUACUACUCCAAAGGAACACAAAUCUUGCUCUCCGCAUUGGACGAACAAGCACAGACCACAGCCCAGGCGGAAGCUGCCACGUCCGUCGAUGAGGAUUCUGACCUCCCGACGAUGAAGGAUGUUAGCACGGCCUACUGCUCCAUCGCUGAACUUUAUCUAACCGAUCUCUGCAUGGAGGAGGGAGCCGCUGAUAAGUGCAGAGAGUUCAUUGAGAAAGCGUUGCAGUAUCACUCUAGCAACCCUGAAGCCCUCCAGCUCAUGGCCAGCUACUUGUUCAGCACGGAGAAAAAUCAGGAAGGCAAAGAAUACUUGUUGAAGAGUGUCAAAUUGUGGCUGCCUGCCCAGAAACAGACGGAAGCAUCCUCCAGCCUAGAAGAUGAAGCGCAGCAGAUCCCGCCGUAUGAAUCCCGCAUCACCACAGCCAAGCUUCUAGUCGAAGGCGAGGAGUACGAGUUGGCUGUAGAAGUACUCGAGGGGCUCCUGGAAGAGGACGACGAAGUCGUUCAGGUGUGGUAUCUCUCCGGCUGGGUUUGCUACCUGCAGUUAGAGAGAGCCAAAGAGCAGCAAGAAAAAGACGGGAGACAACUCACCGACGUGGAGGAAGAAGAGAGGUCAGCGCUCAAGGAGACGGCCCGAAUGCAUUUGACUAAUGCUAAGAAGCUGCACAGCAAGCUCGGCUGUGACGACCAACCCAUGUUGGAGCACGUGGAGCAGCUGCUGGGUGAGCUGGGAGGAGAGUUGGAGGGCGAAGAAGCUCAAGUCGGGGUCGAUGACGACUAUGAGCCAGCUAGUGACGAGGAGGAAGAUAAGGAGGAUACACCUAUGGAAUACUGACGACGCCCCCCUUUUUUGCACCAGCCUCGGGGGGAUGCGGCGUUGCUGACCUGCUUGAAUUAAAGAGACGGCUUGGAAGAGCACAAACAAAAAUAGAGGUUGAACGCCUUUUUUUUUUUUUUUUAACGUCCCAAUUUAGGUCGAUGAGUCGCCUCAGUAACCAGCGGGGCUUCUUUUUUUUUUUUUAUGUAUACACAAUCACGUCGGUGUUGCCAAUCGUUAUCCUGCGGCAAGCUCUCGGUGGCUUCCGAGUUAUUUGACUGAGUGCCAGCCUUAGUUUUUAUACCUCAUUAAUUCACAGGAGAGAUUGAGAGAGAAAACCAUUCGCUCUCCCCUUCAUAAAUCAACUCGUGGACACGCACACACACGUAAACACACGUAAACACACGCUUCGACACGCCAGCAGGCAAAUCUCAAGGCUUCGGAAAUGAUUUAAUCAGUCAAUGACAGAAAAUGCUGUGAUUAAUUUCCACGUGGCUCCAGAGUGUUGCUCUCUUGUGUGCUCUUUGUUAUAAAGCAGAACUCCUUCACCGUGGAUGACACUUAUUAACAAGCUCAAGUCAUAUCUUCGUGUUUACCUCGUUUUUCCGGAGGGGAGGGCGAGGGAAAAAAAUAGAGGUCAAUCCUGCUCGCGGUGGUAGCUCUUGGAAGAUGGAGCCAAAAACAACCCCAAAAAAAAAUAAAAAAAUCUGGGAAUUAAACUAGAGGAUAAAGAUGAGAUGAGGAGGUUUGAUGUUGUAACAGCUGCUAAUUAUUGCCGCUCCAAAUUUCACACAGUCCGUUUGAUCUCCUGUCUCGGCGAAAAAGAUAAAGAUUCCGUCUUGCUCUUCCUAAAUUUGCACAUCCAAUUGGAUACUCUGGGUCACAAAAUAGACAUAUUGUAAAAAAAAAAAAAAAAGACUAUUUAAUAGUUUGCAAACAAUUGUCUGCUCUCUGGAGUGCCCACCCAUCAAGUGUGAAAUUAACAAAUAAACCUUAGCGGCGCUUUUCUGCAUCUGUGAGACGAGGUGUUCUGAAUUUGCUGGAUUGUGACACAAUUUGGCUAAUUUACUGUCCAUUUCGAUUGCCCCCCCCCCAGCACGGCAUUCAAGCGCCAACGUUUUGCCGGCACUUUAGCUCCUCCAUUGUUCAAGCGAUGGCUGGCAAUUACGUUUUUAUGAGUACGCGCUAUAUAGCGAGGUAUUAGCUAGUAAAUUAGCUAGCGUGGCUUCGGGCCAGAAGCGUUCAUUUGCAAUCUGGAUGUGGAGGUCUUCAGAAACAUAUUAUUAUUUGAAUAAGAAGCAAAAAUAAAUAACAGAGGUAAAGAUAAUAAAACACUUGAAGGUUACAUCGCAGAUGCGCCUCACGCGUUUCACUUUUUAAUAUUCUCAGUUGUCACAUGAAUAAAUAAAACACGUAGCCUCAAGUUGCUUCUGAGGUUUGAAAAUGUUUUUCAUAAAAUGUUUGCAUCUGAAGUUCUGAACUGUACAACCUCCUGGGAAUUUAAUUGCGGGACGGCUGCAAAGUAGAGAAUUCAGCUGAUUAAUAGAUUUGCAUGUAUAAGGUAUCAAAAGAUGGCCGACUUUGUUUGUUUCUUUCAGAAUUUUGUGUGUCCAUGGUGAAACUGUUCAGCUCACCUUGAUUCCAUUUUUCUUUUUAAAAGAAAUGUUCAAAUAGCUCUCACCAUGAAGCCUUUGCAAAAGUAGCCUUCAGUCCCAUUCAAAAUUACAAUGAGGGGUUUCUAAUUUGAGAUAUUCCAAUGUCAUUAGAUCAUCACAAAAUAAAUAAAAGAAACUUUAUUUGCUGAA